Radiomyces spectabilis is the source of this 3042-nucleotide messenger RNA. RefSeq lists its product as uncharacterized. The transcript is spliced from 3 exons. Bases 124 to 2904 code for a protein of 926 amino acids. Gene Ontology annotation, molecular function: protein binding; GTP binding. The record is from RefSeq and is a predicted model, not a curated record. NCBI's taxonomy places the organism in Eukaryota, Fungi, Mucoromycota, Mucoromycetes, Mucorales, Radiomycetaceae.
UUACCAUUUUCAGCAACACGUUGUGCUGUGUUCCCUUCUCUUUUGUAUUGUAUGUGAUUUUUCCCUAAUUCACUCUCUCCGCUCCUUUUCAAACCUUUGUUACAGAUUUAACUUACUGUUGCCAUGGUUGCUAAAGUGGAAUUCGCAUUGCUGGCCGAAUGGUCUGAUGCUAUUGAUCAAGCCGACUUGAAACGCAUUCAAACUCUUCUUUCCAAUUAUCCUCUCCUAAUUUCCGUAGCACUCACCCCCACAUUUGUCCAUGAUGAUCUUCAAAAUAAGUUGGCUUCAUGCCCUUUUCUUGGAUCCACUGUCGAAAAUCUCAAUGCCCUUCAGUAUUUACUCGCGCAACCUAAUCUUGACCACCCAUCGCCGGUGAUAUCAUUCUUGCUGGAGCAAACCAGUGUGCAACUGUUAGAAACACAAGUGUGGGGCAACGAGCGAAAUACAACGAUGCAUUUGGCGAGUUUUCUGGGGUAUCAGCAAGUUCUACAACAGAUGGUAUCUAAAGGGGUGGCCGUCGAUAUUGCCAACGAUUUAGGUUACCUGCCUGCGGAUGUCACGUCAAAUGAAGCAUUGGCACAAUGGUUGACAGCAAACCAAUCAAAAUCAGUCAAAAACGAUUUUUCAGAAACGCCGCCCAAAUCACAGAGUGGCAAGAAACCGCCGGUGCAAGGCCCACGUCCGAAUUACAGCACAUCCAGUCGGUUCCGAGAAUUGCAAGCUCUGGCAGAAUCCAGCGCUUUGGCCGAAAAGAAGAAAGUCUCCGGCCCUUCGAGUAACAAAAAGUUGAUCCAUGUGCGUUCCGGCCACGUCGAACAAACGUUGCAGAAAGUUACGAGUGAAGAAGAGGAAAAAGAACUGCAACGGGAAAGAGCCCGUCGUCAAAAAGAAGUAUCUUUACUCGUGAAACGGUCAGCCGUCAAGAACAAUCCAUUUCUGAAAAUGGCGGAACAGAAACAGCAGCAGCUCGCCAUGAGCGCUUCCUCCAGCACGUCGACACCGGGUGUGUCGUCAACCGAGAUAUCGGCCGAAGACGACGCCACGGAAAUCAAACCGAAACGCAACUCUAAAGUGAUUUCGUCCCUAAAGCACAAAUCAUGUGUUUCCUCGAGCGUAUUCCGGCAGACCGAAACCACGACUGAAGGGAAACCUCUGCGAUCCCCCAAUCUAUCGCCGUCUCCUUCCACGCCCAAUGAUGAUCACCCGGACCGUCAAUUGUCGUACUUAUCACUGCCAUCAUCCGACCACCCACCCUCAGAUACAGCUUCGGAUUCUGAUUCUGAAGAGAAUGAUGACGAUGAUCAUCAAUCCACAGGACACGCGGACCACGAAAUAAAGCAAGCCCAACAACAGCCGGCGUUGGAUGAUGUCGACAGUGUAAAAGACGAACCACAAAAAGAAAUUCAGACACAGAAAGAUGGUAAAGACGAAGACCCAGCGAUUCAGUCCGAUGCAAGCAAAGAGAAGGAUCAGGCGAGCACCAGUGUCAUUCGUGCUACGUUAGAUAUCACCAGUGGACGACGAUUAAGUGGCAGUCAGAAAGCACAUUGGUCUCUCGGUACCAGUGCGUGGGCGGCGGCAUUGAAUAAAGAAUUUAAUUUGGAGGCAUUAACGAACGAGCGGCUAGUAACGACGACCGCUACAGCCAAACACGAUGAUGAAGAUCCAGAACCAGCCUCCACAUCUGUUUCCAAUGAUAAAAGCGAUCAUGAUACCGAGGAUGAGGAGGAUAACGUCGACGAAGACAACGACAACGAGGAGGAGGAUGAUGAUGAUGACGAUGAAGCAUCGUACGAUGGUACUAUCCGCGUGUAUUUACAAAGCGUCGCCACCCAUUUUACACAGCGAGAGUGUCUUUCGGAUGACGGCUCGGGCGAUUCGCACUUGACUUCGACAUUUAGUUCAAGGCGUGGUUCAAUUGUUGACAGUAUGGAUACCUGGCCUCCACCUUCGCCUCUGGCAUCGCGCAGUGACUCGCCCAAACGCGAAAAACCCAUGUUUGGUACCAUUUCCGUGCGAUCCACGGCACGUUACGUGAGUCGGCUGCCACCUUCAGAAAGCCAAAUUUUUGAAAACGAUGACGACGAGGAAAAUGAACAAGUGGAAUCGAAUAGUGCGCCCUCGGUAGUGAGUGCGGAUCAUUCGACCCAACGAACACCAGGACCAUAUCCAUCCACGUUGCAAGGGUUAGCAUUACCGACAAGUCUGAGCACAAGCGCGCUUUGCAGUCCUCGCGGCGGAAAGCAUGGUAAACUGUACAUCCGGGUGAAUGGCGUUCACGAUAUCUUGGUUCCUUUGCCGGCCAAAGAACGAGCUUAUGUGCGCUGCAUUGUCAGCGAUGGGCGAUACGAGUACAUGUCUCGUUAUGAAUUAUUGGCACAACACAUCGUAUUUGACUAUGAAUGCAUGAUCGAUACUCAUCCCGACAUGAUUCUGAGCAUCUCACUACAUGUACGACCGGAUUAUAUUGUAAAGUCCAAACCUAUCACGCGAUUAUUCACCUCGACCCGCAAACGCAAGGAAUCACUUUCGGGGUACAUUCAUCAUGAAGAUGGGGCGCUGGGUCAAACCCGCUUUGCGCUCGCUCACAUGUUAUCCGCCUGUUACCAAAAACCCUAUGCUGCGAGCUUCCACUGUUUCAAUGCUUGGUAUACGCGAUCACCCAAGGAACGCCAUCGACAACGGCGCAAUCCCAACCAAGAUGUACUAAAAGUAGUUGGUAAUUUCGAUGUGGAAAUGCUUUAUCUACCAGUCUCCGAUCCAUCACUCCCGAUCCCUCGCAGUUUACGUGAAUGUGACAUGGCCAUUAAAAUCCGUCAGUGGAACGAAACCUGCUGGCCUUUAGGUUACUCUCUUCCCGUGAAAAUGGCCGCAAACGAAACGUCCUUUACCCUUGAUCACUGACACCAGUAUUCCCCCUCCCAAACUACAGCUUGAUUACAAUAAAACAUCCAAAAGCUGUAUCUGUACACAGUUUUCUCUAAAUAAAUGGCCUAUCACAAUGUCAUGGUUGACAAAGUUACAAUAGGAAUUAACAAAAGA